Molecule: messenger RNA, 1917 nt
Organism: Anthostomella pinea
Lineage: Eukaryota; Fungi; Ascomycota; Sordariomycetes; Xylariales; Xylariaceae
Source: the annotation of a GenBank genome assembly
AUGGCGUUCAGAAACUCCCUCUUCCGCAAUUCAUUCUGGAGCUACCAGAGCCACGAGCUCGUGGUGUAUCGCCUGAGCGAGCUCUACACACCGUUCGACGCCACAGAGGAGGCUCGGCCGCCGGCGUCCGGUUCGGGAUCGGGAUCGGGAUCGGGAUCGGCAUCAGCGCCCGUGUCGAGCUUCUCCGAUGACAGCGACGAUGAGCCGAGGUCGGAUUCCUUCAACACUACUCGUUCGCCUGCGUCACAGCUGUCGCAGGCCUCGCCUGACAAGUGGACUACUUGUCGCGAGAAAUCACUGCCGCCCAUUCCGCGGACAUACACUAUUCAGCGGGAGCCGAGGAGGUAUAACGUGAAUUGCCUGUCAAAGCCCAGGCGGGACAAGUCUUGGUCGCGAGAGAAAGCGAAGCGAGCGUGCGAAGCCAAGGUCAAGGCGCCGGGAGACUCGGGCAUGUCGCGACUGAGAGAGGUCUUGUUCGUUUUCACGGUCUGUAUGGCCCAGCUGUGUGCUCAGGCUGGCAUCGGUCAGACGUUGCCCAUCCUUCGUGAUGUUUGUGCUACGUUCGGUGUCGCCAACCCCAGUGACCUGAGCUGGGCUGUGGCUGGCUACUGCAUGGUAGUAGGCACCGUCAUCCUUGUCGCCGGAAGACUUGGAGAUGUCUUCGGAUACAAGAACAUGUUCCUCGUGGGCUUCAUCUGGUCCGCCGUCUGGUCCGCCGUCGUCGGCGCGUCCUUCUACUCAACGUCCAGCCUGUUUCUCAUCAGCCGCGCCCUUCAAGGGGUAGGCGCUGGUCUGAGUCUUCCGAAUGGGCUAGCACUUCUAGGGGCGGUUUAUCAGCCUGGUAUGAGGAAAGCCGCGAUCUUCACUCUCUACGCGACAAUGUCGCCCCUUGGUCUGAUUGCUGGGGCGGCGGGUGCGAGUGCCCUCACGCUGGUGUGGUGGCCCUUGGCGUACUGGGCCUUCACGCUCGUGUUGCUCGUGGUUGCUUUUAUUGGCUUGAUCGCUAUCCCGAAUGGCAUCCGAAUAACUAAGAGAUUCGAGACCAUCACCGCAGCUAUGACUGAACUGGAUAUCCCGGGUAUGCUGACUGGUAUAUCUGGCCUUGUUUUGUUUGGUUUUUCUUGGAAUCAAGCAGCCUUGGUCGGUUGGCAGCAGCCAUAUAUCUGGAUUGCUAUGAUCGCCGGGCUCGUGAUGGCGACGCUUUUUGUGCUUAUCGAACGCUACUACGCCACGAAGCCUCUCGUACCAUUCUCUGCUCUGUCCCCGGACGGGUCGUGGAUUCCUGUCGCAUUGGCAUGCGGAUGGUCGUGCUUCGGGAUCUGGAUCUUCUACACCUGGCAGUUCCUCGAGGACUUCCGGAACACCUCCCCAUUAUUGUCCACCGCAUGGUUCAGUCCUAUCGCCGUCAUCGGUUGCUUGGCUGUCAUCACCACGGGUCUCAUGCUUCAUCGAUUUGGACCAUCCAUCAUGUUGAGCAUCUCGCUUGCCACUUUCACCGCUGGAGCACUCCUAGUGGUUACCAUGCCGGUGGUGCAGAUAUAUUGGAUCCAACUCUUUGUUGCUAUGUUGGUGGUCGCCUGGGGCAUGGACACGAGCAUCCCAGCUGCCAUACUCCUCGUCUCGGACGGUGUCGAGAAGAAGUACCAUGGUGCCACGACCAGUCUCGUGAGCGCUGUUGUCUACUACAGCAUCUCGAUCGGGUUGGGCGUUGCCGGUACGAUGGAGAACAAUUUGAACAACGGCGGCGCGACCAGGCAGGGCACGUUAAAUGGAUAUAGAGCCGCACUCUGGACCAGUGCUGGCUUCGCGGGGCUCGGAGUGCUUGUCUCUCUGGCGGUGUCGGUGAACAUGUACCGAAGGAACCGAUCGCGCGGUUGCAAUGGCCAUGGUCCGAUGGAGGGACAUCAACAGAUCUGA